CUUUGUGCCUCACUCUUCUCUUACACCCGGGGAGUCAAGUCUGGAUCUUCUGCUCCAUAUUUAUUUAGCAAAUAAAACACUGAUCUCAAACAGCAACGGAACCUGUGUACUUGAGGUGUUUUUUGAAAACUAAUCAGAAGAGGAAUGCUUAUCUCCCAAGAAAAUUGAAACCAUCUGUAAAAGAAUCUUGGCUGUGCUGUGUUUUGAUUAGAUUGAAGCUUGGUGUAAAGAGAAAACACAAAAGACCGCAGAAUAUUUACAACAUUUGAAUUCCUGUUUCUCCAUCAAAGCACAUUGUCAUCAAAGCUACUUUGGGGAUAGAAAAAAGGUCAAUUCCAAUUCCCAGGAAUCCCUAACCACAACUUUACUUGGAAAUUUCCAGUAAUACUUAAAACACCAUUUUGCAGCAAUUCUUUAUGAUAAACUGUAAAAUGCAGUUACCCGAAAAUGACUGAUAAAUCAAUCAUCAUUCUGAGCCUGAUGCUUUUUCACAGCUCUUUCAUAAAUGGAAAAACAUGUAGACGGCAAUUGGUGGAAGAAUGGCAUCCACAACCCUCAUCAUAUGUGGUAAAUUGGACACUAACAGAAAACAUCCGCUUGGCCUUCUACAGAGAUUGCUGGUUUUUGGGUGUAAACACUAAAAUAGAUACUUCAGGCAAUCAAGCUGUUCCCCAGAUUUGCCCUUUGCAAAUUCAAUUAGGAGAUAUCCUUGUAAUUUCUUCUGUACCAUCUCUUCAAUUUCCAGAAAUAAAUUUGAUGAAUGUUUCUGAAACAUCUUUCGUUGGCUGUGUGCAAAAUACCACAAUGGAAGAUCAGUUACUUUUUGGUUGCAGACUAAAAGGAAUGCACACUGUUAAUUCUAAGUGGCUGAGUGUUGGGACACAUUAUGUUAUCACAGUUAUGGCAAGUGGUCCAUCACCUUGUCCACUGGGACUUCGACUAAAUGUGACAGUGAAACAGCAGUUCUGCCAGGAAUCUCUGAGUUCAGAAUUUUGCUCUGGUCAUGGUAAAUGUCUUAGUGAAGCUUGGAGCAAGACAUAUAGCUGCCAUUGCCAGCCUCCAUUUUCUGGAAAAUACUGCCAGGAACUUGAUGCAUGUUCUUUUAAACCAUGUAAAAAUAAUGGCAGUUGCAUUAAUAAAAGAGAAAAUUGGGAUGAGCAAGCAUAUGAAUGUGUCUGUCACCCACCAUUUACAGGAAAGAAUUGCUCAGAAAUAAUUGGCCAAUGUCAACCACAUGUCUGUUUCCAUGGAAACUGCAGCAAUAUUACUUCAAAUAGUUUCAUUUGUGAAUGUGAUGAGCAAUUUGCAGGUCCGUUCUGUGAGGUGUCAGCAAAACCUUGUGUUUCUCUGCUUUUUUGGAAAAGAGGAAUUUGCCCAAAUAGCAAUUCUGCUUAUACUUAUGAAUGCCCAAAAGGAUCUUCCAGCCAAAAUGGUGAAACUGAUGUCAGUGAGUUUUCAUUAGUACCAUGUCAGAAUGGUACUGACUGCAUCAAAAUAUCAAAUGAUGUUAUGUGCAUCUGUUCACCAAUAUUUACAGAUUUGCCUUGUAAGAGCAUUCAAACAUCAUGUGAGUCAUUUCCUUUGAGGAAUAACGCUACAUGUAAGAAAUGUGAGAAAGAUUAUCCUUGCAGCUGUAUAUCAGGAUUUACUGAAAAAAACUGUGAGAAAGCAAUUGACCACUGUAGACUGCUGAGCAUCAACUGUCUGAAUGAAGAAUGGUGUUUCAAUAUAAUUGGAAGAUUCAAAAAUGUAUGCAUUCCAGGGUGCACAAAAAAUCCAUGUUGGUUUUUGAAGAAUGUUUACCUAAUUCAUCAACACCUCUGCUACUGUGGAGUCACCUUCCAUGGUAUUUGCCACGAUAAAGGUCCUGCUCAAUUUGAAUACAUGUGGCAAUUGGGAUUUGCAGGAUCUGAAGGUGAAAAGUGCAAAGGGGUUAUUGAUGCCUAUUUCUUUCUGGCUGCAAACUGCACUGAAGAUGCAAUCUAUGUGAAUGAUCCUGAAGAUAAUAAUUCUUCAUGUUGGUUCCCAUGUGAAGGCACAAAAGAGAUUUGCGCAAAUGGAUGCAGUUGUUUGAGUGAAGAAGACAGUCAGGAAUAUCGGCAUCUAUGUUUUCUCAGAUGGGCUGGCAACAUGUAUCUGGAAAAUACAACUGAUGAUCAGGAAAAUGAGUGUCAACAUGAAGCUAUUUGUAAAGAUGAAAUUAAUAGACCCAGGUAUUUAUGUAUCAUUUGAGCAGAUAAUAUCACAUAUCAAAAAGUUAUAAUUAAAUUGAUAGUCAUCGAACUGUUUUCAUGGUAACAAUGUUUUUGUUGAUUAAAAUGAUUGGAAUUUCCACAACAAACACUUACAUAUACAUAUAU
Gorilla gorilla gorilla (western lowland gorilla) is the source of this 2360-nucleotide messenger RNA. Its product is annotated as protein eyes shut homolog. The record is from RefSeq and is a predicted model, not a curated record. Lineage: Eukaryota; Metazoa; Chordata; Mammalia; Primates; Hominidae. The transcript has 10 exons. The coding region runs from base 448 to 2232 and encodes 594 amino acids. Gene Ontology annotation, molecular function: calcium ion binding.